AUGGCAUUAUUGCACAUUCUAGUUGGAAGUUCAAUGUCUUCCCAUAAUCUCUUCAGAAUGCUUCUAUCCCUUUUAUUCAUCUCAACCCUUCUUCAUGCAGCAGCAGCAGCAGCAGCAUCUGCAUCCAAGUCCACAACAAACGCAAACCAAAUGUUCAUAAAAAAACAGUGCGAUUCAACCACUUACCCAAAAGUUUGCUACAAGUCUCUCUCCCCUUACGCUUCAAAAAUCAACACAAACUCUCUAACACUGACCAAGAUGUCAGUUAAUGUGGCUCUAAAAGCAGCCAAAAGUGCAUCUAAGACAUUGACAAAGCUAAGCAAUUCCAAAGGGAGCCUAACACAUGCAGAAACGUCGGUCAUUGCGGAUUGCCAAGAGAAUAUUGAUGACACGGUGGAUAUACUUAAGGAAUCUGCUAAAGGGUUGUUACAUUUGAGUGGUACAACUACAAGUGAUGAGAAAUUUCAAUGGGAUACCAUUAAGACAUGGAUGAGUGCUGCCAUAACAGAUGAGGUUACUUGCACUGAUGAGCUUGAUGAAUUGAAAGUGCGACCUUCACUGCAGAACAAGAUCAAAACAAGUGUUUCUAAUGUUGCUUCCUUGACUAGCAAUGCCCUCGCUUUUGUCAACAGGCUUACCUAUUAA
Molecule: messenger RNA, 645 nt
Organism: Gastrolobium bilobum
Lineage: Eukaryota; Viridiplantae; Streptophyta; Magnoliopsida; Fabales; Fabaceae
Product: pectinesterase inhibitor 7-like
Exons: 1
Coding region: 1-645 (214 amino acids)
Biological process (GO): negative regulation of catalytic activity
Molecular function (GO): enzyme inhibitor activity
Source: RefSeq, a predicted model, not a curated record